Messenger RNA from Pieris macdunnoughi, 309 nucleotides. The record is from the annotation of a GenBank genome assembly. NCBI's taxonomy places the organism in Eukaryota, Metazoa, Arthropoda, Insecta, Lepidoptera, Pieridae.
AUGUUGUUGGGUUUAGAGGAUCCACCGGCGGUGUACGUGCCUUCGAGAACCGGCAAAGCCUUACUUCUUCAUGAAGGGUACACCUUCUACUUGAAGAACCUGCAGUCUUUUGGUCGCAAGCAGUGGUAUUGCUCGUCGAGGGACAUGGCUGGUUGCCGCGCUGAUGUCAUCACAGCUCCCUCGAAGACAGGAGAUGGUGAUAUACUGUUUCUGGUCCGUGGGAGACAUAUUCAUAGGCCGCCAAAUUACUAUUUUACACCCGAUGGCAAGUAUGUUAGGCGCAAGGACAUUUAUCACAGGUAUAGGUAG